Molecule: messenger RNA, 945 nt
Organism: Hevea brasiliensis (rubber tree)
Lineage: Eukaryota; Viridiplantae; Streptophyta; Magnoliopsida; Malpighiales; Euphorbiaceae
Product: NDR1/HIN1-like protein 1
Exons: 1
Coding region: 137-766 (209 amino acids)
Biological process (GO): defense response to other organism
Source: RefSeq, a predicted model, not a curated record
CUGCACACUCUCGCACAAAACCAGAGGGCUCCACCCUCACCCAUCUCCUCUCCAUAUAUACCAAAGCCUCUCUUUAACUUUCUCUUCAUUUCCACACCACCACCACAGUCGCUGUCACCUUCUUCUCACUUCCGCCAUGUCGGCCAAAGACUGCGGAGGCCACGGCCACAAGCGCCGGAAACUCAUCCGCCGGAUUUUCGCCUGCAUCCUCAUCUUCCUAUUCCUUGUCCUCGUCACCAUUCUCUUAAUCUGGGCCAUCCUCCGCCCCAGCAAGCCCAGCUUCGUCCUCCAAGACGUCACCGUUUACGCCUUCAAUGCCUCCGUCCCUUAUUACCUCACCUCCAACUUCCAAGUCACCUUCUCCUCCCGCAACCCAAAUGACAAAAUAGGCAUCUACUACGACAGGCUUGAGGUCUACGCCACGUACCAUUACCAGCAGAUAACUCUCCGUUCAGCAAUCCCGCCCAAUUACCAAGGCCACAAGGAACUCAACGUCUGGUCACCGAACGUCUACGGCACCGCCAUCCCCGUCGCGCCGUACAACUUUCUGUCGCUGUGUCAGGACCAGUCCAUCGGAGCAGUGUUGCUGAUGAUCAAGAUGGACGGACGGGUAAGAUUCAAAGUUGGGACCUUCAUCACUGGGAAGUAUCAUUUGUACGUGAGAUGUCCUGCUUAUAUACAGUUCGGGAGUAGGACUGCCGGCAUUAUUGUCGGUGAAAACUCCGUUAAGUACUCGAUGGUGGUGGGGUGCAGUGUAAGUCUUUGAAGAUGAUGAAGAAAGAAAAUAAUUUUAAGUAUUUUUCUUCCUUUUUUCCCAAGAAUUUAUUUUGAAUACCUAUAUUUUUCUCCUUUUAGUGGAUAUUUAAUGAAAUUAAUGGCUUUGAAUUGUACAUGUUCCUAAUUAAAGUGAAUAAAUGGAAGAAGAAAGAUCAAGUAUGGCUAAAA